GAUAAUGUCUUUCUUUUAGAGUUUGUGUCCAGUGGAAGCUGUUAAAGCCAUGCCUUGGCACGAGAUGUUAAGUGUAAGAAUGGUCACCCUUACAGCUGUUGUUUUUAUAUUGUUUACGUCACGCAAUGCUUGUUUCGGAUCCACUUAAAUAGUCAUUACAUUUUGUUUACUCGUGAUUCGCCGGUAAACAUCAUUGGUUCAACACAAGUGCUUAAAGGGUUUCCUUAUUUAUCUUUCACUUUUGAGCGAUUGAGGAGAAUAUUUAAAAGUUAAUCUGCGGAAGAAGGCUCAGAGAAUCAAAAUGGAUCUGUGGGAUGAAACGACGAAUGUACUGAUCAAUUCCUCACGGAUCGAUCUUCGACGUGACUCGAUAGAUUCAGUGAAUCGACAGAACUUUAAAGUGUACAAGAAGAGAUGGUAUAUACUUUUCUUGUUUUUUCUGUGUUCUGCGCUGAAUGGUGCAAAAUGGAACACGUGGAGCCCAAUUCAAGGUACCUCGCAAGUUGUCUUCGGCUGGAGCAGUACGACCAUCACUUUACUAGUUGCAUGGGGUCCGAUCGUCUUCAUCGUUAUGUUUUUACCAUUGUCGUGGCUCAUGGAUGUGAAAGGUCUGAGAGCAUCAACCCUCCUCUUGGCACUUGUUAACGUCACAGGAGCAGCAUGUCAAGCUAUUCCACUGGAUAAUCUGGAAAUUCAGACAUGGUUAACCCACACUGGGGUUGUCUUAAACAGCAUUGGAGGACCAAUUGCUAUGGCAUCAGGUCCCAUCAUAUCUGCUGCCUGGUUUCCUCCGUACCAGCGCAUAACGUCAACUGCAUUAGCAUCCCUAGCUCCCUAUAUUGGCUCUGGGCUUUCUUUUAUCAUUGGGCCCCUGUUAGUUCCAGACAUAGGGAAUCAAAGCAGCAAAAUUGGUAAAAGCAUUGACUAUAUCAAACUUCGAAACAACAUGACUCAUGAACAGAUCAUGUAUCUCAAGGGGAAAAUCAUGCAACUGAUGUAUAUUGAACUGGGGGCAGCAGCAUUGACUUUGCUUCUAAUUGUGGUGUAUUUUCCAAGCAAACCAAAACUGCCCCCCAGCUUUACAGCAGCAGUCAAUCGUCUGGAUUUUAAAGAUGGUUUCAGACAACUAAUGCAAAAUAAACAGUUUUGGCUUUUGCUGUUUGUAAAUGGGGCAACUAUUGGUGUUUAUGUUGGCUGGGUGUCUAUAUUAGACUUGAAUCUAUCACAGUUUGGUAUUGGAGAAAAAUCUGCUGGCUGGCUAGGAUUUGGUGCUUCAAUGGCUGGAAUAGCUUCAGGAAUUUCUUUGUCCAUCCUUGCAGACCAUGUAUCCAGGCACAUGAAAGUGAUACAGUUUGUCCUCUUGUUUGGUUGUGCAGUAUCAUUUGCAAUAUUUACAUUAAUAUGUGCAAGAAUCAUCCCUUACAACAAGAUUUUACUUUAUGCAACCUUUAUUAUUGGUGGAUUCUUUGCAAAUGGCACUGUGCCCUUGUUUUUUGAGAUGGCAGUGGAGACUGCAUACCCUGUUGCUGAAGGAAUCUCAUCUGGCUUCUUAACAGUGUCUUGCAAUCUUCUCCAGUUAAUAUUUUACAUAUUUCCCUUGCUGUCCAAUUUUGGAUUAAGGUGGAUUAAUUGGUGCACAUUUGUGACUUAUAGUGUUUGUAUUCCAUUGCUUGCUCUGUGGAGAGAGAGAUACUAUCGAUCUGAUGUAGAUGAUCAAGGCAAAAAAGAGGAAAAUGAUUCUCACUAAAACUAGAUCAAGAGUAGUUCCUCCUUUUUGGUACAAAUAAAAAAAAAUAAGUUAAAAAAAUAUGAUCAUGUUAAAAGGCAGCUUGGAGCUCUGGGAGUAAGGCAAUGUAUGUUAUUAUCAUUUUUUGUUUUGUUCACUGAUUUUUUUGAGUAGAGCAAUGG
This is a messenger RNA of Stylophora pistillata, 1908 nucleotides long. RefSeq names its product solute carrier family 49 member 4 homolog. The record is from RefSeq and is a predicted model, not a curated record. Gene Ontology annotation, cellular component: intracellular membrane-bounded organelle; membrane. Gene Ontology annotation, biological process: transmembrane transport. Gene Ontology annotation, molecular function: transmembrane transporter activity. NCBI's taxonomy places the organism in Eukaryota, Metazoa, Cnidaria, Anthozoa, Scleractinia, Pocilloporidae.